UUUCUCACUUUGCACUAAAUUACAUUUUAAAUUAUUUAUUGUUUAGGAAAAAAAUCUACAUGCUACCGUUUCUUUUCUUUUGCCAUUCAAUUGUUCCCAUAGUUACUAAAUGUUUUCAGAAGUGCUUUUUGGUGUGAGGGACUGCAGGGUUUGUCGAUUUGCUUUGGUUGUGGGAAACAAACGUGAGGCCUCUAUAGGAUUUUUAUUUUCUUUAAGUGAUUUUAUAAACUUUUACGUCUUUUACGUGUUGUCAAUAUGAAUCCACCUGAUGACUGCGCUAAGACCUCAGAAAUGAAAAAGAAAACAGAUAUGUAUGGGCAGCUCAUAAUAAAAGAAAAGGCUGAUAAACAUUAUGAAGCAGGUGUUGGUGCCAUGUCACAGUCUCAGUUUGACAAGGCUGUGUCCUGUUUCUCAAAGACCAUACUGCUCCAGUCACACCAGACUCAGUUUUAUGUCCAGCGAGCAGAAGCGUAUCUUCAGCUGUGUGACUUCCAGUCUGCAGCGCUAGAUUACAAACACGCCUGCAGUCUGCAACCAGAGACUGAGGCCUACCCUCAACGACUCGCCUUCAUAUACUACCUACAGGGCCAGUGUCUUUUUGAUUUGGGGAAGUUUCUGGAGGCGCUGGAGUCUUUCACAAAAGCUGCAGAACUCAAACCCUACUUCCGGCCUUAUCACAUGAGAAGCUUGGCAUGUCUGACUGCUCUGGGCCGCUACUCUGAGUGUCUUCGGUUGGUCAGUAACUGGCUGGAGACGGAUGGCCAGUCAGCUGACCUCCUCAUUCUGAGAGCACGCCUUCACCACCAGCUCAAUCAGAUGACUUUGUGCUAUCAUGACUUGAAGUCAGCACUCAGGCUGAAACCAUGCUGUCCAGUUGCACUUGCACUGUUGAAGAGGCUAAAGGAGGCAGCGGAGCAUUCCCAUCAGGCAGCUGUUGAUAAGGCAUUGAAGGGAGAGCUUUCAGAUGCGCUGAGGAAAAUAAACAGUGCUCUGGAGUAUAACCCCAGUAAAGCGCAGUACUACCUCUUUAGGGGGAUUCUUUAUCGGCGCCUGAGAGACUUCACUGCUGCCAUUGAGGAUUUAGUUCUUGCUGCUGAAUUCUGUGGAGUUGAAGAAGAUCCUUCUCAGAAACACAUGCAAGACAACUCAGAGGAUUUAGAGGAAGAUGCUCAGACACAACUGGUGCUCACAUACAAUGAUUUUGCAAUUCAGUGCUUCUCCCGCGGUCUGCACAGCGAAGCCAUCAUGCUGCUUAACAAGGCCAUAGAGAAACAGAGAGACGCAAGUGAGCUGUUCAUCAACAGAGGAGAUUGUUUUUUUAAGCUUUGUGAUUGGACCUUUGCACUGGCUGACUAUCAGCAAGCAGAGGAGAUGGACCCGGACAACACAACUAUCUGGCUACGACUUGCUGUUAUUCACAACACAAUGGGUCUGCACAGCUAUAAUGACAAGAAGUACCAGGAAGCAGCAGACAAGUUUUCUGUUGCAAUACGGUACAACCCUGGUGUAGUUCAGUACUAUGAGAAUCGAGCAAAAGCUUAUAGCAAAGUGGCCAAAAUGGAAGAGGCCAAGAAGGAUGCCAUCAGUGUUCUUAUCUUAGAGCCCACCAAUGACCAGGUGGUGCCUUUGCUGUUGAGUCUGCUCCCAGGAUGCUCCUUGACUGAUAUUAUGUCCUGUGCCACUGCACAGUCAGUCAAAACCCUGCUGGUCGCAAAGAUUCAAGCUUUCAAAAUAGCAGCAUCCAAGGUGUCAAGAGUUGGCAGGAUGGCCCUUGCCAAAGAUGACGGCCAAUCACAAACAUCCUCACAGAAGUUACAGGCUGAGGAUUGUCCAGAGCAGAAGAUAAAGCCACAUGUCGCUCCAGUAGAGCUGGACAGCAAGCUAUUCAAGACAAAACAGAUGAAUGAAUCUGUGAAAAGAGCUCUGCAGCAGAGGCAGCCCCUGCACUAUGACGGGCCACGUUUGGCCCCGAUCCACUCUGUACGUGAGGAGCCUAACACUCAGCAACGGCCAUAUGUGUGGAGGAAAUUUGGGGGCUUUGGGCUCAAUUGUUGAAGACUUAUUGGAAUUAAUCAUUCUCAGCUAUUCUGGUUACUGGGUAAUCUGUCACUCCCAUAAUACUUUGGGUUUACUAAAGUGAAAACUUAAAGGAAUAGUUUACUCAAACAUGAAAAUUCAGUCAUCAUUUAAUCACCGUCAUGUCAUUCAUAACUUGUAUGACUUUAUUUCUUAUGUGGAGAACCAAACAAAGUAAACAAAAAUGUUUUGAGGAACAUUCAAGUCCAAACAUAAUUGGACCCUAUUGACUUUCACUAUAUGGACAUUUUUUUUUUUUUCCCAAAUGUCUUCUUUUGUGUUCCACAAAAGAAAGAGAGAAACGCAUACAGGUUUGGAACGAUAUCAAUCAUGUGUGAUAUUUCCUUUUAGGUUAGAGAUUAUUUUGGCAUAACAUUUUAUUUAGUCAAUCCCUUGCUGUAAUGCAGUGGGAGUUGUUUUGUUCGUAGCAGCUGUUGCUGCUCAGAGGUCCUCAGCAGCUGGGGAAACAGCUGAGAAAGUGAGUGAGAGAAGAAAGCGAGAGAGAGAACAGUAUAAAAACACCACUGGCAGCUGAUCCCAGACUUUUAUCACAGACAUUUACACUCCCUUGCUAAUAGUGAAACACAUGUUUUCAGCCCCUAGAGAAGACAGCCCGAGAUUUUUGGCAUGGUAAUAAUGGAACAAUCAGACGUCAUUUUCUGACAUUUAUUGUCCUUGUGCAAAAAGAAAACAUACAUGAAAUAAAGCCUUUAAUUUCUGUAAUUGACCAUUCAGUCCAGUCUACAGUUAUGUAGUCUGUGAAAAGGGCAUUCUCUCAGCUGUGUGGUGA
Megalobrama amblycephala (Wuchang bream) is the source of this 2866-nucleotide messenger RNA. RefSeq names its product tetratricopeptide repeat protein 16. Bases 256 to 2055 code for a protein of 599 amino acids. The transcript has 13 exons. NCBI's taxonomy places the organism in Eukaryota, Metazoa, Chordata, Actinopteri, Cypriniformes, Xenocyprididae. The record is from RefSeq and is a predicted model, not a curated record. Gene Ontology annotation, molecular function: protein binding.